Messenger RNA from Caenorhabditis elegans, 1580 nucleotides. RefSeq names its product MAM domain-containing protein (gene mam-8). Lineage: Eukaryota; Metazoa; Nematoda; Chromadorea; Rhabditida; Rhabditidae. The record is from RefSeq and is marked reviewed. The transcript has 6 exons. The coding region runs from base 59 to 1462 and encodes 467 amino acids. Gene Ontology annotation, cellular component: membrane.
CCGGUCACUUGUUGAAUAUCCAACGAGGUCACUCUAACCAACUUCAGGAUUAUGACAGAUGACACCGUUCAACGCAAUGCUUUUCAAAAUUAUCUACCUAGUAGUACUACCUAUUUCUUACUGUACGGAGUUAUGUACAUUCAACGAAGGAACCUGUGAAUGGGAUAUCAGACCUCCGUGGAAUGUUGUCUCGUUGGCAAUUCUUCCACGUCAUCAGCAUCCUGGACUACUAAAUAUUUCAAAGACACCCGAUGUUAUCACUUCUGAAGGACCAUUCCUACUUGCACAAGGAAAGUUCGCAUCAGUGCCCUCGUCAAGAGUUACUUCUCAGAAAAUCUCAAAAUCAGAUCAUAUGAGAAUACUUGCAUAUCGGUAUCAACGUCGUGGAAUGGCGACUUUGAGGAUUCUUUUAAAAAACCAAACAGACGAGAUCUUACUUGAUACCAUAUCCUCAAAUGAGAUAGAAAGAAUCAAAUGGCAUCGUCGAAGUGUCAUUUUUCCUCCAAUUCCAGAUUAUAAUCAAACAAGUGUUAUAUUUGAAUGUGAUAAUAUUCAAACUGCUGAAGAUAUCAUUGCUGUCGAUGAAAUUGACGUGGCAACACCUGCAAAUGUUAUGUGGGCGGGACAAGAUUCCAAGUUUUUUGAUGAAGAAGAUAUACGAAGAAGAGAAAUUCGGAGAAGUUCAAAAUUAUCAAAUGUAUGUACUCCAAUCUCUUGUCAUUUUCGUUCUUCAAUUUGUUCCUGGCAAUCAACGAAUAUUCAACUUCUUCCAUCUAAAAUUGUGAAUGAAGCAGCUGGUGAAUCAACUUUGACAUCUUCUCCAGUUCGUUUACCAAUUGAUGCACCAUCUUUCAUUCAAUUACAAAUGUUUAAUAGUCAAGGAUCUGUGACUUCUUUAUCAUUUCGAAAUAUUGGUUCAAUGAAUGAAAAAGUGAUAUGGACUGAAAAAGAGGAUUCAUCAAUUCCCGAUUCAACUGGAACUCAAAAUGGAUGGAAUCGAGUUUUAAUUUCAUUGGAAUCAGUUCCAAAAGGAAUUCCAGUAAUUCUAAUUCUUAAAUCUAUAACUGGUGCAAACGAUUUUGUGGCUUUCUCCUCAAUUGAUCUCGUCGAUGGAGAAUCAAAGACUUUAACGUGUGAUCAAGUGACGUCACCAGUCCAACCACAAUCCAAUCAAUUGGUUCGCCUGACGGCUCUUCAGAAUCUAAAAAUGUUACCGAUUGAAUCAAUUCUUUAUCAACCACCAAUAUCAACAACUUCACCAAUUUCAUUGUUUCCUAUUCCUCCGACUCCUUCAAUUUCAUUUAAUUCAGAUGAAAAACCAUCAUCUCUAGCUUCUCCUGUUGGAAUACUUCCUAUAUCUCCAACUCUUGUUUCGGCUCGUGGAAUCCCAAUUUUCCCAAUCACCUCUUUUUCGAACCCUUUGAUUCCGCUUAGCAAUGCAAGACUGCCCUUCCAUUUUUAAUUAUUACUUCUAACUAGGUUUUCUGUAUAAAAAUGAUAAAGUCAAUUUAAUAUUGAAACAGUUCACUGUGAACAAAAUAUAAUAACAAUAAAAUAAAAGAUAUGAAUUAUGGAUAAAA